AUGAAGCAACAACAACCCGACACCCGACCCAACCAAUUUACUUCUAUGUCCAGGCAAAACUACGACAAAUCUUUAGGCAUAUCAGCAAGACCAACAACUUUAACAUGUCCAAUAGAUAACCAAGUUCACUACGUUGGAAAAUGUCCGGACUUUUUGAAAUUUCCCGUAGAUCAACUGGCAGAGCUGGUGAAGCAACAUAAGCUGUGCUUCAACUGCUUAGGCCAACACAGAUUUAGUGAAUGCACAUGGUCUAAGCGAUGUUUCAUCAACAACUGCGGAGGGAAACACCAUUCAACUCUACACAUCGACAAAAAACCGUUUCAAACGCACAACCAAAAAUCAAAUAUCGUGCAGCUUGGCACUACAGUAACCAAGCCCUCAGAACAAGCUGAGGAUCCAAUCCAAAAUAUGAACAACAUCAGAAAUCAGUUACAAUUUAUGCCGGUAGCACUGUUUAACAAUGGCAUCGAACUAGAUUGCUACGCCAUACUCGACAACUGCAGCAGCUGCUCAUAUAUCCUCAGCAAAACAGCUGAAACACUUCAGUGCAAACCAAGCCAACAACUACAGCUUAGCAUACGAGGUGCUUUCAGUAAGGACAAAGUGUCUUCCUCGCUGGUCCGGCUUAGUAUCGGACCACAUAACGCUACAAAACCUACUUUCACCCUACAAUCAGUCUAUUCAGUUGAAGCUCUGAAUUUUGACGCUAUCGACGCAAAGAACCUUAACAAAACGUGCUCACUCUACAAUCACCUUCGACAUGUCAACUUUUCUGAACUAGGCGACAACACAGUUCAAAUUUUGCUUGGCGUAGAUGCUUUCUGGAAUAUUGCGGAGCGCGAUAUCAGAAAAGGUCCUACAGGCACCCCCUACGCUGUAAAAAACCUACUAGGUUGGACGAUCACUGGCCCACUCAACCAGAAAUCUAAUAGUUCCGGAUCAAAUUCACACUCAACUAACUUCAUUGACUUAAAUGAUCAAGAAGGCGCUAAUCUCACUGAAUUAGUGGAAAAUUUCUGGAAAGUGGAAGGAUCAGGCUUCGAGGAAGAUAACAAAGCUACAUACUCUGAUAAAAACAAACGACAACUAAGAUUUAUGGAAAAAAGUAUUGAGCACGAUGGAGAUCGCUACAAAAUAAAUCUACUCUGGAAAAACGAAAUAAAAUUGCCAAACAAUUAUCCGGUAGCUAAAGCUCAACUGCUAUCGCUACAAAAAUGGCUCAGAAAAGACCCUGAAACCAAGCAGUUCAAUGAGAAAUCGCUUAAUACCGACCUGGAAAAUAACUACGUCAAGCCCGUUACUUUCCAAUACCCACAACCUGAAUUACUUUGGUACCUCCCACAUCACCCUGUAACUAAUCCAAACAAGCCCGGAAAGGUACGCAGAGUGGCCAACGCUGCCUCAACCUACAAGGGCGUCUUGCUGAAACUGGACCUGACCUCCUGA
This is a messenger RNA of Symsagittifera roscoffensis, 1446 nucleotides long. RefSeq lists its product as uncharacterized. The coding region runs from base 1 to 1446 and encodes 481 amino acids. NCBI's taxonomy places the organism in Eukaryota, Metazoa, Xenacoelomorpha, Acoela, Convolutidae. The record is from RefSeq and is a predicted model, not a curated record. The transcript has a single exon.